Molecule: messenger RNA, 468 nt
Organism: Mesorhabditis belari
Lineage: Eukaryota; Metazoa; Nematoda; Chromadorea; Rhabditida; Rhabditidae
Source: the annotation of a GenBank genome assembly
AUGGCCGAGCAAACAGAACGUGCCUUCCAAAAGCAGGCUGGAGUCUUCCUCAACACGAAAGCCCGCAUCUUGGGCAUCGGCAAAGGAAAGAAGACCACCCGUUAUGUUCGCGAUAUUGGACUUGGAUUCAAGACACCAGCUGAGGCGGUCACUGGUAAAUACGUCGAUAAGAAGUGCCCAUUCACCGGAAACGUCUCGAUCCGAGGCCGAAUCCUCACCGGAGUCGUUGUCAAGGCCAAGAUGCAAAGGACGGUCGUGAUUCGACGAGACUACCUCCACUACGUUAAGAAAUACAGACGUUUCGAGAAACGACACCGCAACUUGUCGGCCCAUUGCUCUCCAUGCUUCCGUGUUGAUGUCGGAGAUCUCGUCACCGUUGGACAUUGCAGACCUCUUGCCAAGACCGUCACAUUCAACGUGCUCAAAGUCAACCGAGGACCAGGAAGCAAGAAAGCCUUCGAUAAGUUC